AUGAAUUGCCUUGUUUGGAAUUGCAGGGGUGCUGCUAAGAAAUCCUUUAAGCCAUCCCUUAGGAGUUCUUUCCUUCUAACUGUGGUUUAUGCUAAUCCUAGAGAGGAAGUUAGAGAGGAUCUGUGGAUAAAUAUCAAGAGAAUCAGUGAUAAUGUAGUCGGUCCUUGGGCUUUGAUGGGUGAUUUCAAUGAAAUAGCUUCGGAUCAGGUUCAGUCUGAGUUAGAUAGGGCCCUUCAGGGAGAAAUGAACCGGGUUAUGGAUCAAGAAGAAGCUCUUUGGUUCCAGAAAGCGAGGUGUAAUUGGUUAGCUGAUGGUGAUCGAAAUACUAGAUUUUACCAUACCACUACCAUCAUCAGGAGAGCUAGGAACAAAAUUCUUGAAUUGAAAAAUGAUGAGGGUCACCCUGUGAGAGAAGAGGAGAAUCUGAAAAAGCUUAUUAUCAAGUUUUUCAAAAACCUGUUUACAGAGGAGAUUCACAAUAGACCUUGGGUCAUUACUAGAGCCAGCUGGCCUGCUUUGGAAGAAACAAAAAUGAAGUUGUUUAAUGACCCUAUUUUGGAGGUUAUGAUAAAGGAAGCUUUUUUCUCCAUGAGUGGUCUGAACGCCCCUGGUCCAGAUGGAUUUCCUGCCUUUUUCUUUUAG
Messenger RNA from Gastrolobium bilobum, 642 nucleotides. RefSeq lists its product as uncharacterized. Bases 1 to 642 code for a protein of 213 amino acids. The record is from RefSeq and is a predicted model, not a curated record. NCBI's taxonomy places the organism in Eukaryota, Viridiplantae, Streptophyta, Magnoliopsida, Fabales, Fabaceae. The transcript is spliced from 3 exons.